CAUCAAUGCUUUCAUUCAACCCAGAAAGCGAAGAAUGAUGGACAGGCUCUGCGACGACACGGCGCCGCAUGUCUGUCCCAGCCACCUCUUCGAUCCUCAUGGCAUUUGGCAUUCUCCCGACGCCCGCUCCACCAGCCAGCCAGCCAGUCAGUCAUGCCGAUUGUCACGGUUCUGGCGGGUCCCGGGGCUAUUCUGACAAGCGCCCACACCAAGCCACGGGCAAGACACCAAGACACCAAGACGAUGCGGCGAGCGGUGAGGAGGACUCGAUGUGCUGUCGAUGCCGCGAUCACGCUUCGUUGUGCUUACUCGUGCCGAGGCGCGAACUGAGCGUCGUGUACGUCAUGCAUGGAUGGGUGCCGGGUGCGAGUACGAGCAUCUGAUGCGGACGGAGUAAAGAGGCGUGGAGGGCGGAUGUGUAUGUGUGUAG
Messenger RNA from Pseudovirgaria hyperparasitica, 430 nucleotides. RefSeq lists its product as uncharacterized. The record is from RefSeq and is a predicted model, not a curated record. Bases 69 to 383 code for a protein of 104 amino acids. Lineage: Eukaryota; Fungi; Ascomycota; Dothideomycetes; Acrospermales; Acrospermaceae. The transcript has a single exon.